Stylonychia lemnae is the source of this 1182-nucleotide messenger RNA. The record is from the annotation of a GenBank genome assembly. NCBI's taxonomy places the organism in Eukaryota, Ciliophora, Spirotrichea, Sporadotrichida, Oxytrichidae.
AUGAAAUUUCCUUCAAACUUUCAAGCUAACCAGAAUCCUGGUAAAUAAAGUCAACAGUUGUCAGCACUUAGUUUAAAAGAAUAACAAUAGAAUACUUAUAAAAAUUCAGUUGAGGCACAAGGCUUCAUAGGCCAGAGUCAAGUCGAAAAUAUUAUUUAUACGAGCACCGACACUUCAUAGCUAUAAAAUUAGUUCUUAAAGAAUUAAUUAGGAGUGAACUAAGAUUUGAAUAAAAAAAGCAAUGCAUUGAUAAGAAAGAGAUCCGAUUCUAUGUUUUCCGAUGAAAGUUGUGAUAGUGAGUCUGGUGUCAACAAUAGAAUCUCAACUAGGAGUAAAGUUAAUUUUUCUAAACUUUCGAAUGAGGAAAAAAUAUUGCGUCUCACUAAUAUGGCUCUAAAAAUAAAAAAAUUGAAACAGUAAGUAAGGCAAAUGAAAAUGAAUAAAUCAAAACAAAUUAGAAAACAAACCAGUUUGGGAUCACAGCAAAUUAAUCUAAAUCAUCGUGAUCCUUCUCUUAGUAAUGGAAAUAAUCUCUUGUCUACUCAAUAAUAAAAUAUGAUAUCCCAGGAAAAAGGGUCGUAGUAAUUCAGUUAUCCAAGUUAAACCUACAAUAAUAUUGCGUCUCUCUAAAAUUAUUAAAAAAUCCAGUUAAAUCCAUAAUAAGCUGAGCAUCUCUCUAUGGAAUAUAAUGAAGGUCUAGGCUUUAAAAAAUACUAAAGUUCUGAUAAACCAGAGCUAUUAUAAUAAAAAUAAUCCUAAACUCCUUUUAAGGACAACCUAUAUAUAAAUUAGAUAGCGCCCAUCAGCAAUCGGGCUAAUGGAUUUAUCAAUUAAAAGAUAAAAGACUUCAGUAAGAAUAGUGAUAGCUCAGAGGGAUUCUAAAUUAUGCAAGCUAGUGGAAAAGGAAAUUCACUUUAAAUACUUUAACCAGGAAGUGAUUACUUUGAAAAACUCAGAUAAAAUAUUAUCAACUACCCUAUAAAUAUAUAAUAAUUCAAACAAAGGCAACCAGAACAAAAUAUUAACUAAGAUAAUUUGCAAUUCAACUAAUAGAAUUUUGUGUAUACCGCACAGCUCAAUUAAUAAACGCAGUCCGAUCACAAUUAAAAUCCCCAGCAUUAGUAAGCAGACUUGGAGUAACUAAUGUUUGAAUUUUAACAAUAUAACAAAAAUUCGUGCUGA